This is a messenger RNA of Phytophthora nicotianae INRA-310, 1245 nucleotides long. RefSeq lists its product as hypothetical. The record is from RefSeq and is a predicted model, not a curated record. Lineage: Eukaryota; Oomycota; Peronosporomycetes; Peronosporales; Peronosporaceae. The transcript has a single exon. The coding region runs from base 685 to 1029 and encodes 114 amino acids.
CGGCGGUCAGCAAAAGCCUCAGCAUAACACCACGAAGAAAGCCUUCUUGCCGCCUACAGUGCAUGUAAGGAGAAGGCGUUGGCGGCGGCGCGGCGUAAAUUACAGCGCCUCCCGUCUCUACGCGGCACGUAUCAGGCGCCCGUCUUCGGCGCCGGCUGCACGGUCACAGCCAGAGCGAUUGCCGUGGUGAGCUAACGGAGCGCUUCAACGCUUGAAGCCUGCGAGUAAGUCGCCAGCUUGGAAGCAUUGCUUGAAGCAAGCCUUGAUCCCCCAGUCGCUGCGACUGGCAAAUGCAGUGCCUCCCACCAGCAUUUUCCUCCAUCAAAGUUAAUAGUAAGCCGAUUGGCUCAGUGCUCUCCAGCUUCGGGCUGCCAUUGCGGCCACCAACAGCGGAAGAUACCGCGUCAAACGGCGCUUGGCGAGAGUAUCUGCCUCGAGCGGCGCGGGAAGCAGGCUCUGGAGGUACCUUGGGAUACGGGACGUGUCACGAGCUCCGCUAGCGCUUCGCUGCAGGCACUUAAAGCGAGGGUACCGACCACCAAGGCGGCGAAACGAUUGCAUGGCUUCGGAGGCCAGGGAACCAGUGCAACGACAACAGCUUCCAUGCGGUACAGUAUUUGGUGACGGUAACAGCUCGGACGGUCUCGAGGUCCUCGACGAUGAGGACAUUUGUGCGCUUCGUCAAUGCAGAGUCGCCCACGACUCGUGCGAACCUCGGAGGCCGCCACCGUGGCAGCCACGUUCGACUCCACGUUGAAGUGCUUUCCGGGAAAGCGAUCCACACUGAGAAUCAGCUCCGUUAUCCGUAUUGUUGGCAUAGGGCAAGUGGCGACGUUCAUAUGUAGCGAGGAUGAGCGGUCCAACCUGAACUCCAGGUCUCCAACGAGCCGAGUGGAGACCCGACGGUGUUUAGACGGCGGCGUGAUUGGAUUGCCCCAGCUGUACAGCUCUUCAACGCUAACCGGGCUCUUCUAUCGCCGCGCACUCAUGAUCAGAUCGCGCGCACAGGCACCGUCGCAAGAUAUGUGAAGUCGCCAAAGCCGGGCAGCAAAUGCCGUUUGUGCGAAGAAGACAGCGGCAGCCGUUUGGUGAAACGCAUCCCCACGCUUCUUUAGUCGCGCAACAUGCAACUUGAUUCAUGUAUGGCAUUCACGAGUAGGGCCAUUUUGCGAUGCAUUUCACAGACACCUUUCCGAGUCGGUCUCGUGUGUAGUAGUAGCCCAGCAGUACGAAUCAACUAAGCCU